AUUGUCCGGAACAGCAGUGGCAAUGACGACUAGCUGUCCGCUCCUUUCCACGGUCUUCCUCCACUCUCCUCUUUCCCCUCCAUUUUCUCGCCUCCCAAACAGAAUCUUCUCGGAUUUUCCCUCCCGAUCGUCCCCGUCCUUUCUCCCUCUCCACCUUAUUCGUUCCAAUCGCCGCUACCGAAUCUUCUCGAAGCUUCGGCCACACGACGCCGGCGACGGUUAUCCGCCGCCGCUCUCCGCCGGCGACUCGAUCCUCCUCCUUUGCCACUCGGAUUUUCCCUCCCGAUCGUCCCCGUCCUUUCUCCCUCUCCACCUUAUUCGUUCCAAUCGCCGCUACCGAAUCUUCUCGAAGCUUCGGCCACACGACGCCGGCGACGGUUAUCCGCCGCCGCUCUCCGCCGUCGACUCGAUCCUCCUCCUUUGCACCUCCGUCGCUCUGUCCUUCUCCCUCCUCUCCGCCCCUCCCGCCGACGCGUUCGUCGUCACGACGCCGCGGAAGCUUCAGUCCGAUGAGCUCGCUACUGUUCGCUUGUUCCAGGAGAACACUCCCUCCGUCGUCUACAUCACCAAUCUCGCCGUUAGGCAGGAUGCGUUCACUUUGGACGUGCUUGAGGUGCCACAGGGAUCUGGUUCAGGAUUCGUUUGGGAUAAGGAAGGUCACAUCGUUACCAAUUAUCAUGUCAUCCGCGGUGCUUCUGAUCUCAGAGUCACUCUUGCUGAUCAGUCAACAUACGAUGCAAAAGUUGUGGGAUUUGACCAAGACAAGGAUGUUGCUGUUUUGCGUAUCGAUGCACCCAAAGACAAGUUAAGACCAAUACCUGUCGGAAUCUCAGCAGACUUGCUUGUUGGUCAGAAAGUCUUUGCCAUCGGCAACCCUUUCGGACUGGAUCACACUCUUACCACUGGUGUUAUAAGUGGGUUACGAAGAGAAAUUAGUUCUGCUGCCACGGGUCGUCCAAUUCAAGAUGUGAUACAGACAGAUGCAGCCAUUAACCCUGGAAACAGCGGAGGACCGCUUCUAGAUAGUUCAGGAAACCUCAUCGGCAUUAACACCGCCAUAUAUUCUCCUUCCGGGGCAUCUUCUGGAGUAGGCUUUUCUAUCCCAGUUGAUACCGUUGGUGGAAUUGUCGAUCAGCUGGUGAAAUUUGGAAAAGUCACCAGACCGAUCUUAGGUAUCAAAUUUGCACCCGACCAAUCGGUUGAACAAUUGGGAGUGAGUGGUGUGCUUGUCUUGGACGCUCCUCCAAAUGGCCCUGCCGGCAAAGCAGGGCUUCAGCCUACCAAACGUGAUUCCUACGGGAGACUCAUUCUCGGAGACAUAAUCACGUCCGUGAACGGUAAGAAAGUCUCUAACGGGAGCGAUCUAUACCGGAUUCUUGAUCAGUGCCAAGUCGGCGACAAGGUGAUCGUUGAGGUUCUACGAGGCGAUCAGAAGGAGAAGAUCCCAGUAGUUCUCGAACCCAAGCCGGACGAGUCAUAGUUUGCACGUACAUUUUUUUUUGUACAUCUUAUUGUUGGGUAUUAGAUCGUGGAAUUGUGUACACAACCCAAUAUCUUUAGCUUUUGAGUUGGGAUGAUUUGUAUAUGCAACAACUGAUGUCUGGUUUCUCUUGGUUUUUGAGUUCCGGUUUAGAUUGUAUUAAGAGGACCGGGACUUGGAAAAGGAACCGGAGAAAACCGGACCGCAGAAGUUUGGUUUUGUCUAAACCCUUCUUUCCCAGCGUUAUCUCAUUGUGCUCUGUUCUGUC
Tarenaya hassleriana is the source of this 1748-nucleotide messenger RNA. Its product is annotated as protease Do-like 1, chloroplastic. Lineage: Eukaryota; Viridiplantae; Streptophyta; Magnoliopsida; Brassicales; Cleomaceae. The transcript is spliced from 8 exons. The record is from RefSeq and is a predicted model, not a curated record. Gene Ontology annotation, molecular function: protein binding; serine-type endopeptidase activity. The coding region runs from base 23 to 1480 and encodes 485 amino acids. Gene Ontology annotation, biological process: proteolysis.